AAGUCAUUUUCAGUUCAAAAUCUCUCCUUCCCUACGAAGUGUUUAUCCAGCUCUCAGAAGGGAAUAAAAGAAAAAGGGAAGAAGGAACAACUGUGCCUGAGGUGAGAGCACCCCGUAUUUACCUAUCCACAACAGAAUCAACAAGAGAUUAAGUGUUUUGGACAGUCCAUUUUCUUCAGGAAAUGGCCAACCUGUUGUACACUGAGUAUGAAGAGAAAAUCCGUCCUUACAUUGAUCUUAUUGAUUCCCUGAGGGAGCAGGGCUUGAAUAAGGAUUUAACAUUACCCUCCAUCGCAGUGAUUGGAGAUCAGAGUUCAGGGAAAAGCUCAGUCCUGGAGAUGCUGUCUGAGAUAGCCCUUCCCCGGGGCACUGGUAUUGUGACCAGGUGCCCGCUGGAGUUGAAAAUGAAGAAUGGAACAAAGGGAUCGCAAUGGAAGGGACAAUUAAAUUAUCGUGAUGUGAGUUUACUACUGAACAGCCCACAGGACGUGGAAGAAGAGAUUAAGAAAGCCCAAAUACACUUAGCUGGAAAAACUGGAAUAAGUUCAGAACUAAUCAGCCUCCAAGUAGAAUCACCUUGUGUUCCGGACCUGACCUUAAUAGACUUACCUGGAAUCAUCAGGGUCCCCACUGGCAACCAGCCUCAGGACAUUGGAAACAUGAUCAAAAAUCUGAUCCAAUCCUACAUUGGAAAAGAAGAAACAAUCAUCUUGGUCGUCAUCUCCUGUAAUGUGGACAUUGCGACCACAGAGGCUUUGAAAAUGGCACAAGAAGUGGACCCGAAAGGAGACAGGACACUAGGGGUUCUUACGAAACCGGACUUGAUUGAUCGUGACACAGAGAAAGACAUUCUUAAAAUCAUCAACAAUCAGAUGGUUCCUCUUCGGAAAGGCUACAUGCUCAUCAAGUGCCGUGGACAGCAUGAUUUAAUCACAAAUACACCCCUGGCUAAUGCAUUGAAGAAGGAAAUUGCAUUUUUCAAUGACAAUGUUCAUUUUAGGCCACUGCUGGAGAAGAAACUGGCAUCUUUCCAACAUUUAUCCAGUAGACUCACCAAUGAGCUUGUUUUACAAAUCAAGAAAUGUCUACCUGGUAUCCAAGAGAAAAUUGGAAGCAAAAUGAACGAGAUCAUGAAGCAGUUGGAUAAAUUGGGAGGAGCAAUCCCAGAGGACACUAAAACAAAAGUGCACAACCUGACUAGUAGAAUUCUAGCGUACUGUGAUGAACUUAUUCAUUUAGCGAUGGGAGAGUACAAAAAGGAUUAUCCCAUCGAUGUGAAGUUGCACGACUUUGCCAGGGAGAAGUUUACAGAGUGGUACAAGAAGCUGGAUGGAGUUAAAAUAGGGCUCAAUGAGAAUGCAGCCAUCAUGGUCAAACAUCAUGAAAAAAACUCUAAAGGGAGAGAAUUGCCUGGAUUUACCAAGUACAGAAUUUUCGAAGCUAUUAUUAGAGAACAAAUUCAAGAACUACUGGAGCCUUCACUUGAAAUGCUGAAUGAAUUUUCAGCUAGAGUUGAGACAACAUGUAACACAUUGGCACUUCAACACUUUGGUAGUUACCCACUUUUAGUUGGUGAGAUUCAGAUUAAAAUUGCUGAAGUCUGCAACAAAAUGGAAAGGAAAGCAGAGGAAAUGCUCGAGACCAACUUUAAGAUGGAGGCAAUGGUUUAUGCACCAGAUGAAAUGUACAGCUACAAACUAAUGGAAUUCCAAUCUCGAGGCCAGCAAAAGGGGAAUAGCUCAAUGACAAAUUCAAGCCUUGAUCCCCAGGCAAUGGUUAUUCAUUUACAUGCCUAUUAUCAGAUUGCUAUAGAUCGAUUGGUCCAAAUGGUUCCCAUGGUGCUGAGGUAUUACCUUCUCCAAGAACUGUCUGCCCAGAUAAAAAUAACGUUGGCUCAGUUGUUGUUCCACUAUAAGGAUGUGGAUGCUCUCCUUCAGGAGAAUGAUGAAACUAGUGAAAAACGAAGAGAUUUGAAGGACAACCUGGAUCGGUUGACCCAAGCACGGAAUCUUCUGAUGAACUAUUAAUUUUCUCACACUGAACAUGGAGAGUGUGAGUGGGACAGUGGAGGGUGAAAAUGAUAUAGGAAUGCAGAUUCAAGUGCCUACACAAAUGAGAUCUGGUAAGUGGGGUAAAUGAGGGGAGAUAGGGCUAUCUUACUUUCUCUGAGUCUCAGCUGUUCUGGACAAGAAGCUCUUUUCGCUGUCUCAUCAAUUGGCUGGUAGAGUAUUGACCCAGCAAAAAGAAGGCAAAAGGAAAACAUGAUCUUGGUGGUUACCAAGAAUCAUAUUGACAGUGCCUUGGGUUUGACCCAUGCACUAGAAUGCUCUCAUGCCUCCCUCACCACAGAAAAUGUUGUGGUGCUGGAGGAAUACUUGUGAGGGAAAACUGAAGGGAAAUACAUUGGAGAAAGAGUGGGAUCACAUGACAAGAAAGCAUGUUUUAUAAAAACUUAUAUAGAGAGUCACAGUGUCAUACAGCAUGGAAACAGACCUUCGGUCCAACAAGUACACCACCAAGCAUGUUCCUAAACUAAACUAAUCCCAUCUGUCUUUGUGUUGCCCACAUCCCUCCAUACCUUUCCAAUUCAUGAAAUUAUCCAAAUGUCUUCUAAACAUUGUAACUAUGCCUGCAUCCAUCACUUUCUCUGGCAGCUCAUUCCACACAUGAACCAUUGUCUGUGUAAAAACAGUGCACCUUAUGAACUUUUUAAAAUCUUUCUCCUUGCCCCUUAAAAAUAUGCCCCUAGUUUUGAACUCCUCCAGCCGAGGGUUCUCAUGAUUUCAUAAUCCUCAAUAAGGUCACCCUCAAACUCCUACUCUACAGUGAAAAAAUGUCCAGCUCUACACUUUGUUAUUUUGGAUUCUCCAGCAUCUGCGGUUUCUAUUAUCUAUGAUACAAUUUAGGCUCUCUGCAAAGCCUCUUCCAGGGAUACCUAAUCUGAAGAAGUUACCUUCCUCCCUCCGGACAAACCUCAGGGGAUCUCUCUCCCAUUGGAACUCUCUUGUCCUCCCCACCUAUCUUCUCCUCUAUCCAUCUUUGAUCCACCUCCCCCUCUCUCCCUAUUUAUUUCAGAAAACUGUCCCCCUCCCCCAUUUCUGAUGAGGGGUCUAGGCCCAAAAUGUCAGCUUUUCUGCUCCUAAGAUGCUGCUUGGCCUGCUGUGUUCAUCCAGCUCCACACUUUGUUAUCUUGGAUUCUCCAGCAUCUGCAGUUCCCAUUAUCUUUCCCAGUCUUUCCAGUCUGUUUUUAUAUCUCAAACUGUCCAUUCCCAGCAUCAUCCUGGUAAAACUUUUCUGAAUCAUCCUCAGUUUAACAAUAUUCUUCCUGUAACAGAGUGACCAGAGCUACACACAAUACUCCAGAAGAGGCGUCACCAAUGUCCUGUACAACCUCAAUAUGAUAUACAACUCCUAUAGCCAAAGAUUGGAGCAAUGAAGUCAAGAAUUCUAAAUGCCUUCUUAACCACUGUGUCUACCUGGGAUGAAAAUUUCAAAGAAUUAUGUACCAGAACGCCUAAGUCUCUGUUUAUCAACACUACCUAGGGCCCUACCAUUAAUUGUAUAAGUCCUGUCCUUGUUUGUUUUAUCACAAUACAAUAUCUCACAUUUGUCCAAAUUAAGCUCCAUUUGCCACUCCUCAGCUCAUUGACGCAAUUGAUCAAGAUCUCUUUGCAACCUUACAUAACUUUCUUCACUAUACCACCAAUUUUGGUUUCAUCUGCAAACUUACUAAUCACGCCUCCUAUAUUGUCAUCCAAAUCAUUUAUAUAAAUGACAAACAAAAGUGGACCCAGCAACGAUCCCUGUGGAACACCACUGGUCACAGGUCUCCAGUCUGAAAAACAACCCUCCACCACCAACCUCUGUCUUCUACCAUAAAGUCAAUUUUGUAUCCAAUUGGCAAGCUCAUCCUAAAUCACAUAUGAUCUAACUUUUCUAAUUAGUCUAUAACGUAGAACUUUGUCAAACUCUUUACUAAAGUCCAAGCAAACAAUAUGUGGAAAUAGUUUUGAUAAGAGUAAGUGGGGAGCAAUCAGGCAGAAUCUUCAGUUGGCAUGGCAGAUCUCACCUGAGGCCUGGAGGUCUAGCUGAGAAACACCCAAUUCCCAGCAAUCUCUGGUCCUGGAAGUCCCACAGGAUUCAGCCCUUCCAACCUGUAGCUGUUGGUUAAACUGAACCAUAUUGUCAAGAAAGUCUGCUAUUGGAAGAGGAACCUAGGAGAGCCAGGUGUGUGAUUUGUUGGGUCAACAGACAUGGGCUGAGAAAGUCAGAAGCAAGAAUGGCUGUUGGCUGUCAGCAAGAUUCCCCCACCCACCCCUUGAUCAUGAACCAAUUGCUUUUGAUGGACCAUGCACUCUCUACCCAGCUGACAAGUAACCCAUGCUGUGUGUGCUGUUGGUGAGGUCUCAUGUGAUCAACCUGUCUAGACCUGGGUCAAUCUCAACUACAAUGGGCUGAGGCCUUCAAAGGUUCUUCAUUGGCCAUCUAUGUGCAUCAAUGGGUGACAGGGUGGGAAGGUCAGGCAGCGCACACACUUAAUUGUAGCACAUUGAAAAUCAGGUAUAGCACCACCCUGCCUCGUAAAAUACUGUUCCCAAAUCUUGCCUCCUGUUCACUAUAAACGUGUUAGCAGCAAAUGGAAGAAAACCGCAGCGAUGAUUGAAGCAACAUGGAAAGGGUGAUCAGUGAUUGUGGGCAAGGCCCCAGAGGCGAAGGAAAGUGAAUAUUUGUGGGGACAGUAGAAAGGCGAACUGGACUGAGAUCCCAGGGAGAAAGGCUACUACAGCCCAGCUCAGCCCAGCCCAGGGCGUGAAGUUGUUGAUUAUUAAUAACUAGUGCACACUUAAACUUUUAACCUUCUAAAUCCAAACAUGUGUACAUUCAUUAUGCAUGGACCAUUAGACCAUAAAACCAUGGGAUAGACAGACAACAUGAACCAUUUUUAUAGGAAGAUUGUGUAUGAAAAUUGUAGGCAAAAAGGCUCAAAGUCUGUUGAUCAGAGUCCAAUCUAAAUACAAAGUGAGAUGACUUUUCUUCAUGCUUUUCUAGUUAUUGGGGCUUGUGGUGAUCUGAAUUCAAUAGGCAGUGAGUUGGAUCUGGUCUUUGCUUGAAUCCGAAGCCUUUUUUUGGAAGUUUUUGAGUGUUAUUACUUAUCCAAUUGAAGAGACAGGGAAGGAUCUGGCAUGACAUAUGUUUUGGAUUUCUGUGUCCCUACUGCUCCUCAGGUCUGCAAUGCUGGGCAGUAAUUUCUUCUCUUUCAAAGAUGCCUGGUGCUGGUGCAAAAAGUAGUAAACCCCGUUUCAGAAUAAUUAUAUAUUCUUUUAUAAUCAUUGAAUCAUACUUAACUCCACUUUGCAUUGAGUUAUACAAAGUAAAGAUAUUGUCUGUAACAAAGCAGUCCAAUUUCCACAAAUAACAAGGUGUAGAGCUAGAUGAACACAGCAGGCCAAGCAGCAUCAUAGAAGCAGGAAAGCUGACAUUUUGGGCCUAGAUCCUUCAUCAGAAAUUGAGAUUGAUGGCUUUUUUAUAUAUAGAAGUAUAUCUCUUGUGUUUUUCAUAAGAAAAACAUGUUGUCGCUAACUUAUACAUGCUAUCUCUAAAUUCUGUGGGAUCUUAGGAAAUUAUUUUCUUUGAGUGUUGUAGCUUUGUUUAAUGGAGUGGUAAUGAUUAUUGAAAACAUUGAUGAAUUCUUUUAACUCUGUUUCUGUGAGGAUCCAAAUGCUCUGCACAUCAGCACAACUACAGAAGGUAAUGUUACCACAUGACUGCAUCACCGAAUAAAUGAGAUAGUGAGAAUGAAAAACAGCCUCCGUAAACCAAAAAAAAAAGCUCCUUAGAAUCCAAAAGUAACCCUUUCUUGAAGGAAGAAAUACAUAAAACCAUGAAAACUUAGCUGGGCAGUGGAAUUAAUUUUGUAGCUGUGAGAUCGUGUUCAAAGAACCAGAUGACCAGGAUCAGUGAGUGGUGAAAAUAGUCUCUUUAUUGCACAUUCACAGCAGCACUGUGUAAGAUGAGGUAGAAUCCCUGAAAUCUUAGCUCAAAAGCAGCCAUUUCAUACAAAAGUUAAGCAUACAUUAAUAUUCUAACACUUGAGUGUUAAGCAGUAGACUUUGUACAAAAACUGUUUUGAAGGAAAUCAGAGAUGGUUUAAACAUAUGCUAAAUGUUACUGGUUAUUGUUGAGUGUUAAUGGUUAUUUUAAUGAGAUUAGAGUGACCUUGCGUAAUUCAAAAGACGUUAGUCUUGUGAUUUUAAAUGUCAGAAUUUUAAAGCUAGAA
Stegostoma tigrinum is the source of this 6277-nucleotide messenger RNA. Its product is annotated as interferon-induced GTP-binding protein Mx3-like. The record is from RefSeq and is a predicted model, not a curated record. Bases 183 to 2027 code for a protein of 614 amino acids. NCBI's taxonomy places the organism in Eukaryota, Metazoa, Chordata, Chondrichthyes, Orectolobiformes, Stegostomatidae. Gene Ontology annotation, molecular function: GTP binding; microtubule binding; GTPase activity. The transcript is spliced from 13 exons. Gene Ontology annotation, cellular component: membrane; cytoplasm; microtubule.